AUGAAGUCAAUCAUCAUUGCUAUUCUCUUCCUUGUAGCUUUGGCUGCUGCAAGAAAGCUUUCACCAGAAGAAAUCCAAUUCAGAGAUUUCCAAGUCAAAUAUAACAAGGUUUAUGGAUCACAUGAAUUCUCACAAAAGUUUGUUACUUUCAAGGACAACUUGAACAGAAUUGAUACACUCAAUGCCAACGCUGCUGCCUCUGGCUCUGAUACCAAGUUUGGUGUCAAUGAAUUUGCUGAUCUCUCUGUCCAAGAGUUCCGUAAGUUCUACAUGAACGCCGUCCCAGCCUCUGUCCCAUCCGACGCUCAAGUUGCUGGUGACUACUCUGACGAAACCCUCGCCUCCAUCCCAUCGUCAUUCGAUUGGAGAACCAAGGGUGCCGUCACCCCAGUCAAGAACCAAGGUCAAUGUGGUUCGUGUUGGUCAUUCUCAACCACCGGAAACGUCGAAGGACAAUGGUUCCUUGCCGGCAACACCCUCACCGGUCUCUCUGAACAAAACCUCGUCGACUGUGACCAUCACUGCAUGACCUACGACGGUCAACAAUCAUGUGAUGACGGAUGCAACGGUGGUCUCCAACCAAACGCCUUCCAAUACAUCAUCGGCAACGGUGGUAUCGAUACCGAAACCUCAUACCCAUACUUGGCUGUCGCUCAAGACAAGUGUCAAUUCAAGGCCUCCAACAUUGGUGCCAAGAUCUCCAACUGGCAAAUGCUCUCCACCAACGAAACCCAAAUCGCUGCUUACCUCGCUCUCAACGGUCCAGUCUCUAUCGCUGCUGAUGCUGCUGAAUGGCAAUUCUACAUUGGAGGUGUCUUUGACCUUCCAUGCGGAAAGGCUUUGGACCAUGGUAUCCUCAUCGUCGGUUAUGACACUGAAACCAACAUCUUUGGUCAUGCUAAGCCAUACUGGUGGGUUAAGAACUCCUGGGGUGCUUCAUGGGGUGAACAAGGUUACUUGAAGGUUCUCCGUGGUGCUGGUGAAUGUGGUUUGAACACCUUUGUCUCCACCUCGUGCGUUGGUGACUGUCCAGCUGCUUUCUAA
Messenger RNA from Cavenderia fasciculata, 1044 nucleotides. Its product is annotated as cysteine protease. The record is from RefSeq and is a predicted model, not a curated record. Gene Ontology annotation, cellular component: lysosome. The transcript is spliced from 4 exons. NCBI's taxonomy places the organism in Eukaryota, Evosea, Eumycetozoa, Acytosteliales, Cavenderiaceae. Gene Ontology annotation, molecular function: cysteine-type endopeptidase activity. The coding region runs from base 1 to 1044 and encodes 347 amino acids.